CAUCACAACAAAUUAUCACUAAAUUUUCAUAAAUUUUUUAAAUCGAAUAAAAAUGGCCCUACUCAACAAAUUGGUCUUGUUUACCGGAUUCGUUUCACUUCUACAUGCUGCUUACUCGGCAGCCCAACAUCGAGCUUAUCUGAGAAUCACGGAUCAGGAAUUUACGAACCUUCCUAUUGAUAUCAUUUUCCAAGCGAUUCUCAGUCUGGCGUUGAUUAUAUACAACAUUUUGCAAGUGGUAGGCGAAUUUAAAGAGAUUCGGGCCGCAGUGGAUCUGCAAGCCAAAUCGUGGGAAACCCUCGGAAACAUACCUUCGUUCUACACGUUCAACCAUCGUGGAAAAGCACUGUCCCCGUUCUACGAGCAGCCGAAUCCUACAGCGAUGGACCGUUCGGAUUUGAGUACCGUAGAGUGAUAGCUGAAUGAUCAAUCUAUUCAAUAAUUAUCAUGCUCAUAACUCGUAAGGUAUGAAUGUUUUAAUUGUAAUUUAUUUGUACCAAUAAACUAAAUAAAUAUAAUCGUGAGAUGAACUUCGAUUGAAGAUU
This is a messenger RNA of Ochlerotatus camptorhynchus, 545 nucleotides long. RefSeq names its product ER membrane protein complex subunit 5 (gene EMC5). The record is from RefSeq and is a predicted model, not a curated record. The transcript is spliced from 3 exons. The coding region runs from base 53 to 415 and encodes 120 amino acids. NCBI's taxonomy places the organism in Eukaryota, Metazoa, Arthropoda, Insecta, Diptera, Culicidae.